AUGCACUUCGAUGGCUGUCGUCGUGGUUGUCGUGACGGAGUCGAAGGCGAGGAUGAGAGAAGUUUUGGCGGUGUAGAAAAUACGGCGUCACAUGACGAGGGGCCCCUGCCUAAGCGGGCAGUCGCACAAAACUGGGCAGCACGACACGACAACGCCUCUUCGUAUGACAAGGACGGAAUGCCAGCGUUACAGGUGUAUAGCCGGGGAAAUAGUCGAGAAUAUAUCGAGAAGAGGUCCGAGGGAGCGUCCGAUGAGUCGGGAAUUUCCUUUGGUUGUGCGCAGUCAGCAGGAGGGUCACACAGCCAAGGUUUACUGCCCGUGGGGGUUUCACACUUCCCAGGUUCGGAUUGUGUCAAGACCUCUCCAAAAUUCAGCCAGUCCUCCUGUGGAAUGGCCGGCAGGGAAUGUGUCAGCGAUAGUCGCUCGCCACUGGCAGUCGGCGAUUUGGACGGAGUUUCCUCGUACGGAGGGGUUCUCCGUACAGAGCACGGCAUAUCUACCUACAAGACGAGCCGACAGCAGCUGCCCGGUGAUUUGCUGGGUACCCUUCAGCAAGAAGUUGGCAGUCAGGCAGUCCGCAGAGAGUGA
Penicilliopsis zonata CBS 506.65 is the source of this 588-nucleotide messenger RNA. RefSeq lists its product as hypothetical. The transcript has 2 exons. NCBI's taxonomy places the organism in Eukaryota, Fungi, Ascomycota, Eurotiomycetes, Eurotiales, Aspergillaceae. The record is from RefSeq and is a predicted model, not a curated record. Bases 1 to 588 code for a protein of 195 amino acids.